CAGCCCAAUUGAGCCCAAGUAGCCUUCUAAAAACCAUAGAAUUGUUCUUCCCCGAGUAUCCCACUUCAUCGUCACCGAUCGAAAUCGCUGCGUCGUUUCGGUAACCUACGGUUCAUCAAUUUGUUAUGCCAUUAAAGUUCCUUAAAUGGUUUCUCUUCUGUAACGUCGAACUCCACCAAUCUUUCUCAUUAGACCCUUUCUUUACAGUUACAGUUGUGACCCAUGCAACCGUUCCGAGUCCCUGACUUUUACCUUAUAUAAAUCCUUUCUUUGAUACCCUGAUCCUCGCAAAAUCGGCCAAUCUCUUCGUUGUCUUCUUAAAUUUCCUUUCAGUCGUAUAUAUUGACAAGAGACAGUUGAAAUUAUGAAGAAUAAACGACAGACUAGAUGAAUUGGUCAGGGAAAAGAAUCCGAAGGAUGCUGGGAUGCUGGCGUCUAUGGUGUCGUAUGCAAUUGGGCCGGUUUUUCUUCCCUAGCUUGAGAGUGAAUCACUGUGUCAGUCUGAGGACGACGAAUAGGAAGAAGAUGAUGAAGCCGUUCUACCGUCAUCUAACUUCUCCAAUCAAAUCCUAGGCAGUGAGACAUGAGUGAUCAAAUGUCUCAAAGCAGCUAUUCAAAGAAGUCUUUGAGGUAAACAUUGUUUAAUUUGGUAGAAGAAGAAUCGUAAGAAUGAUGUGGCCUAAUUUUAGAGUGUAUUUGUUAUGCUCUUUUACAUCUCUUUUGGACUUGAUUGUCUAAUAUUAUGUGUACAGAAAAUCUCACAAGUGAAGGUUGGAAGAGGACCUGGUGGUUCAGAGAAUCAGAGCGCGUUAACCAAAAAAAGCUUUAUUUUAACUGAACUGGAAGUAAGUAGAACUUAAGAAUGUUUCUUUUAUUAAUUCUCUUUAUUUUGCGAUGUCUCUGAGACAGGAUAAACUCAAAAAUGUUUGGAAAGGUCAAACAAUGGAAUAGAAGACAUGUGUAAAGACCAAUGUAACUGGCCCAGCAACGGUAUGGUUCUUCACCAAACACAAUAUAAGAGUAAAGCUAAAUCCAACAAGUUCCAUCGUUUUUCAUGGUCUCUAAGAUUCAUAAUCAUUGUGGAUAUAAGCUUUGAAGCCAAAAAGACAGUACAAAUGAGACUAACGCGACUGGUUUAUUUCCAAAACUUAUUAUCAUGAUGUUAACUUAACAUUUUCUUUUUGCCAAUGCCAACCAUACCAGAAGCUCAAGUGGGAUUUGCCGUUCUAGCUUACCAUCUCUUUUUCAGAGUGAUUUACAUGUCAAAGCAACACUCUGAGCUACACAAACAUAAAUAGAAGACUGAAGAUUAGGAAAUUUGGAGUUGCGAUUAAAAGAAAAUUAGAAAUCAGGCUCCUAUUUGGUAUGUUCCAUUACAUUAACGGAGAAAGCUGCGCUGGUGUCAAUUUCUCACGGAGAUUCUUACAGCAAGGGCAAGAAAUAAAGAAGGCGAUCAGAAGUCUCGCAAGCUCUUUUGGUAAGUUUACUUUGCGGCUGUUGAAUAUUGAAUCAAGGUAUUUUUGUAACAUAGAUCUUCUUACUGAUUAACAAAUGCUCUUUUAUUUUCUUUCCUAGGCUACUAAUCAUUUAACGAAUAUUGUCUGUGACAGCAAGCAAGGUAAUCACGCUAAUUGUAUGCAUCUGUGCUGUGCAAUAUCUGGUUAUUAAUGUGGAGUAAAAAGUCUUUAUAUUCCUUAGCUGGUGUCCUCAGGAGUUGAAAAACCAAAGUCUUAUGCAACUCCAGCUGGUGUUUUUUUUUUGGAAUUGGGCUUGAACAGCUUGAGCUAAUGUGCAAAGUUUAGAACAUUGCUUCUCUUUAGCUAUAUGGAGUAUGGAGACGAGCAAGCAAGUGCUAUCAAAGUAAAAACCUUCAACAAAGAAGGCAAUUCAUAUCUCAGUAGAAAGAUGAAGUCUGGUCAGAUGAAAAAAGUGAUGAUGAGAUAAGUAUAUGACCUUCCUAUGAUGUCCUCUAAGGUCUCGGCUGUAUCUCUUCUGUCAUAAGCAUAUCAACAAAAACCAAUGGCCAUCAUCUAGCUCUCAGGAACAAUGGAGGAGUUAGUUUCCACAGUUAGUUUCCUGCAAUGUGGCGGUCACACAUAUCGUUUGGACUUGACAUAGCUUAAGAGAGCAAUAAUAGAGUUUUCAUGAAUUAUUCAUAUGUUUUUCCUAUUUUUUGUUUUAUGUUGCCUUAAUAUCUUAGUUAGUUAAAAAUUUUAAAUAUAAAGGAAGUCUGUUAAGAUAAAGGAUAUACUCCUUUUAGUAUUAGUCCGCUUAUAAUGUUUGUUCCCUCUAUAUUUUUAAAAUUAUCUUUUCAAAAGAAAAUUUUGGUUCAUACACUAUAAUUCUUUGUAUCUAAUAAGAAAACUGUUUAUCCAUAAUUGUAUUUCUUUUGAUAGAAGUCCUACACCAAAUAAGAUAUAAAAUUAUUUAUUGUAAUGUUACCAAAAUCAUAUUAGAACAAAUUUACAAAAACAUCUACACAUUCUAAAAAAAAAUCAAAGUACGAAUAAAUAAUUUUUCUACAUUUAAAAUAUUGGUCACUAAUAUAUAUAUAUAUAUAUUUUUUUUAUCAAGGUCACUAAUAUAUAAUAGGACGUUUAACACGCUUCCAAUUAAUAUUAUUUUAAAAAAUAAUAUUUUCACUAUUUAACAAUGAACUAUCAAACAAAUCUUAAGUGGUUUCAGUUCUGAAAAAGUUAUCAAUAAUUGAUUUUAAAAAUUAACAUAAAUCAAUAAUAAUAAAUUCAAGUGCAUUAUUGAACAAAUAUAUUUGGAAAAAUUUGGAAAAUACAUUUAGAUGAGAUUAUAUUUUGAAAACUACACUUUUUUUUUAACUACACUUACUAAUAAGUGAAAUAAAAAAAAGACUAUAUUGUCCAAAUUUAAUGUUUAUAUUAUCUAAUAUCUAACUUGAUAUUUUAAUGUAAAACAGGAAAACGUAUUAAAAAUUAAAACAAAUUUACCAACAAUCUUUAUUUUUAAUACUCUUGAUAUAAAAUAGAAAAUUAGCUCCACCAACUACUUGAUGAUCAACCAGAGCCUUAUUCUUAGAACAGAAGUACAUCAACUUUUAAAAGACAAAAAAAUUCGAACACGUUACCCAUUCACUUAAUGAGCUUAUUUUCUAACCUGGUGACUGUUUUAUUGUUUUCAUAUACGACUUACAUACAUGAAACAAUCCAAACAAAUUGCUAUUCUUUUAUUCAACAAAAAACAAUCCAGACAAUAUUUUUUGGAAUCAAAGAGUGUGUAUAAUGUAUUCUCCUCUCUUUUUUACAAUUUUUUCCUUACUUGGAAAAUUCUGCUAAAAUAAAUUUAUGUGAGCUUUGUUGGCAUGGAACACACAUACGAACUCUUGCAAAUAUUUUUUAUGUUUUUUACCAUUCUUAAAAUGUUUGAAUUUAUCUGGUUUAUGAUGUGAAAAAGAUGAACUGCUAAAAUGAAGAUUCAACCAAUUUUUUUUCUGACACAAAAACACCAAAUGAUAACAACUUCACCAAGAAAUAACAACAAAGGUCACAUAAAAUCCUUUCAAAAUAAUAAUCAUGGAAUAUAAUAACCAAAGUAUUCUAUUAAUUAUAAGAAUUUGUAAUUGCUAAUAAAAUUAGGACAAAAAUGUCUUAUUGCAAACAAGGAAGUGUAGUUUUCAAAAAAAAAGAAAAAAUAGAUUUAUUUUUCAAAAUUUAAAUCAUAAAUAGGGUAUUUUCAAAUUAUGAUUUGUUGUGAUAUGAAAUUUUGAUCCCUAAAAUGUUUCAAAUCUUAAAAAAAGUAAAGUUUGCAAAACAUAUUAAAAGAAAAAUUACUCAAACUACCUUCCUAAUUUUACUGUGAUUGUCAUGUUACUCUUUUUCAUUUCAUAUAAUAGAAACUUAUUUGACAUUAAUAUAAUUAUGUGCAGCAGUAAAUAAAAUUUUUAAAACCUUUUUUUCGUCAACAAAAUUUUAAAACCUUUUUUUCUUCAACAAAAUUUUAAAACUUAAUUUCCUCAUUUAUACCAAAAUUAGUAUCAAGGCAAAAAUAAUAAUUUUUAAAUGAUAAAUAAAUAUAAUUAUUCUAAAAUUAAGAUGAUAAUUUACAUAUGAAAAAAUAUGAUAAAAUAAUAAAUUUAAAAGUAAAUUAUCCGCGCGUAGCGUGGAAAACGAUCUAGUAGGACUAAUAACCAACCAUAGAACGUGAAAGAGAAAUCCUUGCUGGUCUUUGUUAUUGACAAUGGAAUAUGUAUCAUCUAUAAUUUUUGAGAAUACAAGCCCUUGUGACUCAUUUAUCAAGACAAAUUGCAUUAAUGCAUCUUUUCCAUAGUUAAGACAAAACCAUGUGAUUUUCUCUAGUCUGUCCCAAGAUUCAAGACCACAAGUUUCAAAGUUUUUUGUUCUGAGAGAUCUCAACUCAUUCAUUUAUUUAUCUAUCUAUAUAUAUACACAUGAGCCCUUCUUUCUAUCAUCAACCAAAAACAAGCAAUCCAGUAACAUUAACCCUUUCAUACAUUUUCAAAAGAAUUCAAACUUUCAGAAAAAUGGCUUUGGUGAGAAGUCUAUUGGGAGCAAAGAAGAUUCUUGGCCGCUCUGUAACAGCAACAGCUUCUACGAGCAAAAGAGUAGCCUCAGCGGCACCAAAAGGGUUUCUUGCGGUGUACGUAGGAGAGAACCAGAAGAAGAGAUAUGUGGUGCCAGUCUCAUACUUGAAUCAGCCUUCGUUUCAAGCUCUUCUCAGUAAAUCUGAAGAAGAGUUUGGGUUUGAUCAUCCAAUGGGUGGCUUAACCAUCCCUUGUCCUGAGGACACUUUCAUCAAUGUGACUUCUCGGCUUCAAUGAUGAUUAUCCAACAUAUUGUUCGUCUAGUUAGAGAUAGAAUUGUUCCUUGUAAAUAGAGAAGUUUUUUUCUCUUGUUCUUGAAAGAGUUGUUCUAUAAUUUUUUUGAAAGUGAAUGCCAUAGACACAAUUCUCUCAAUCCUUUUCAAUGUGAUCUUAUUUGAUCAUUACUUCAUUUGGCGUCC
Brassica rapa (field mustard) is the source of this 4992-nucleotide messenger RNA. Its product is annotated as auxin-responsive protein SAUR21-like. The record is from RefSeq and is a predicted model, not a curated record. Gene Ontology annotation, biological process: response to auxin. Lineage: Eukaryota; Viridiplantae; Streptophyta; Magnoliopsida; Brassicales; Brassicaceae.